Corapipo altera (White-ruffed manakin) is the source of this 1587-nucleotide messenger RNA. RefSeq names its product IQ motif containing D (gene DRC10). NCBI's taxonomy places the organism in Eukaryota, Metazoa, Chordata, Aves, Passeriformes, Pipridae. Gene Ontology annotation, molecular function: protein binding. Bases 334 to 1506 code for a protein of 390 amino acids. The record is from RefSeq and is a predicted model, not a curated record. The transcript is spliced from 5 exons.
GCACGGGGCGGGGCAAACGCCUCUCGCCAUAGGCUGUCCGGAGAGGCCCCGCCCCCUCGGUCGCCUGGCAACGUGAGGCGCUGGCGGCGGGUGGGACCGGGAUCGGAACCGGGAUUGAGGCAGGGAUUGGGAUUGGGACAGAACAUCCAAGAAGGAAGAUUUAAGUGACAGUGGCAGCACAGGGACCUUGAUGUUCUUUGAGAGUCUCACCUUGUGUGAGAGCUGUGUCCCUUUAGACUUCAAACCACUCAGCCCACAGGUUGAAUCCAUGGCAACAGGGAAUCCAGCUGCAUUCCAAGCAUCAUUGUGAAGCAAAGAACCCUGGUGAAGGACAUGGCAACUCCAGAGAAGGCAACGACCCCCUUAGGUGCCAUGGGGGUGUUGGAGCCACGUCAGCUAAAGCCUGAUAGCGCAGAGACGGAAAGAAUCCUGACUGUCUUGGAUGAGACCAUUACCAAGCUGGAGAUGACCAGGUUGAUCCCACGGAUCACUAGCUCCCUGGAGAGGUUUGCUAGGAUGCUGGGACCUGAGAUCACAGCCAGCCUGUUGGAGCACCAAAAGCUUUCAAAUGAAAUGCAGCACCUGCUCGCCAGCCCUGGAGCACAGGAGACCAUAAGAGCCAGGGAGCAACGCCUGAAAUGUUCUCUUAGACACAUCCUGAGGCUCCUUCUGGCCAACCCUUUGCUUUGCCAGGGACUGAAGUAUCAAGUCCAGGUGAGAGCAUCACCAGCUGAUGCGUUUAUCAAAGCCUUUGCAGAGUUCAGGGAUUUCAUGCUGGAGAAGCUCCUGACCAGUCCUGCUGAAGAGCGAGAAAAGAUUCAGUUCGUGGAAGAAAUGUCCCUCAAGGCUGAGCAAAACACUGAAGUGAUCACAGCUCUACAGGCAGAGCUGGCAGCAGCAAUCCAGACUCGAAAGGAGGAGAUGGACAAGAAGGACAAAAUGAUUGAAGACCUCAAAACCACCAUGGAAAAUCUGGCCAAGGACCGCAAAGCUGAGAUCCAGCAGAUGAAGAAGGAAGGGGCAAAACAGCAAGAAGAGGAGGCGAAAGCCGCCCAGGGCAGGUGUGCCAGGCUGCAGGAGGACGUGCAGCACCUGCGAGUGCAGUUCAGUGCCCUGGUAGAGGAGCAUCGAGCCUCGGAGCUGCGUCUCAGGAAGAAGAAGUGCAGAACGGAGGAGGAAAUUGAGAACUGGAUCCAGAAAUAUGACACAGACAUGGCAGCAAAACAGGCCACGUUCGAGGCGAUUCACGCUGUCUACACUGAGGAGAAGGCCCAGCUGGCCCAACUGAUGGAGAAACACGCUCUGCUGCUCCAGGAGUAUUCCCAGAUUGAGGAGGAGCGCAAGAUGCUUAAGCAGAAGGAGGAGGAGGAAUUGCAGGAGCAGGCCAGGAGGAACCGUGCUGCCACCCGCAUCCAGGCCGCCUGGAGAGGCUACGUGGUGCGGUCCUUCUUCAAGGCAAAGCUGAAGAAGCUGAAGAAGGCCAAGGGCAAGGGGGGCAAAAAAUAAAGCCCCAAAUACCUUCUUUGCCCCAGCAAAGCUGCUGGGCUCUUCCAGAUAAAAGCGUUAAAUUGUUAAGUUUGGAAAAGA